Molecule: messenger RNA, 1835 nt
Organism: Cryptotermes secundus
Lineage: Eukaryota; Metazoa; Arthropoda; Insecta; Blattodea; Kalotermitidae
Exons: 9
Coding region: 64-891 (275 amino acids)
Molecular function (GO): odorant binding
Source: RefSeq, a predicted model, not a curated record
CAAGGAGAUUUCGCGGUGUCGUGUGUUUGUUAUCUUGGAAACGUGUGUGAUUUGUUUUGAACAAUGCGGAACGUAGUCGUCAUAGCUACAGUGUUGUUAAUGCUCCAUUUCGUCUCCUACGAUGCCUUGGCGCGACCGGACCAAAUGACGAAGACAACAGAAGAACCCAAAGUGACAGAGCAGUCCGCGGCAAUGACGGGCAACAUGACCGAAAGCGAAGAUGAAGACGACAGUGUGGAAUCGGGCGAAGACGAACCGGAGGACCUAGACAGUGGUGAGGGUGUAAAAACUGCUGUUGAUUCAAAGACAGCCUUACCAUGUCCAUCAAGACCAACAGAGAUCACAGACUUGGAGUCACAGUGCGUAGCAGAAUAUAAGGCAAUGAAGAAAGCAAAGUGUAACACAACAGAAGAAGAGAAGAUGAAGAAGAUGAACACCAUGGAAUCAUUGGAAAAUGGUUCUCACGCCUCACACAUGGGAAAAGGAGAAGUACCAGUGGCAGAUGACAUGGUUUCAGCAGAAGGCAGAGUAAAUUUAACAAGAACAAACAAGCAUCAGCGUAAGAGAUCAUGCCACUACUAUCAGUGCAUUUUGAAGAAACUGGAUGUGCUAGAUGAUACAACAAUGCUGCCAAAUGAGGACAUGUUCAAGAUGUGGGUAGCCAAUAAUAUUACUGAAGAUGGAGAAAAGUUACGGCUACAGGAGAGAGUCACAGUAUGUUUCAUUGAACUCAGAGAGUUGGGGUUAUUCAGCACAGAUAAUUCCAAGACAGAAGCUUCAGGAGAUGCUUCUAAUGUCAAAAAGGGUAAAACGAGCUGUGACGCAGCAUUGAAACUACUCAAAUGUCUUUCUAAACAGGAUAGUGAGUGUCCUGCCUUCAAGUUCCCAUGAUGCUGCGAUCCAAUGGGCAUAAUUAUAAAUAUGCAUAUAAAUAUACAUUAAAUAUAGGACAAUAGUUCAAUUUCCAGUAUGUAGUAUUCUAGUACCUUGAAAAUCUGUACAAUAUAUUUUACUUAAAAACCAGCACUGAUGUUUAAAUACAAAUCUAGUGUUAUAAACAAACUAUUAUCACAGCACAAGUAACAAUGCUGAAGACAGUGACAUCCAUAACUUUCAAACUGCAGUUACUUUCAUUGGAUGGAAUCCAAUAUAGGUUUCAUAACCAUCACCUUCAAGCCACAUUAUAUUAACCUCCCUGUCCUGUAACUUUCAGAUGCUAAAAAGGGGUCCUCAGCAGGCAAAACGUUAACUGUUUCACUUUCAGUGAACUGAGUGAGGUCCAUGAUCUUAUCUGGCAUGAAUGUGUAAGAGGCUGGUAUUCACAGCUUCAAGGAUUAGGCAUAACAGCCUGAUCUAUUCUAUAGUAAUACCCUUCAGAACAAACCAUCCUUUUACUAACUUCCAAUAUUCCUCUUCCCUUAUGGAAAACAAUUCAAAAUGCUCUUAUGUAUGACUUUAUUUCACCCUUUCAUCAUGUUUCUGCAAUUUAUUUUUGUAAUAUGAUAUAUAAUUCCUCUUUUACAUUUUGCUAUGGACUUCAGAAAAUCCAUUUUUGUACAUUUCAUGUUUUCUUCCUGUUGCUAUCCUGCCUUUUGAUCUACACGAAAAGAUGCUUAUAUGUAUACCUGUAAAAGUUUUAUUUUUAGAAGUUCAUUUUUUUUUUUUGAAGUAUUCCAUGGAAUAUUCGGUCCUAUUUUUAAAUGAAAUUUGUUUAGUUUCUAUCACUGUUUAUGUUGUUAUGCAUUUUUCUCCUCAGAGAGCCAGUGGCUAUUUUGUUGAAAUUUUAAGGCUGUAAAUCUGAGUUACUUCAUGUAAUAAACAUGUUCCUUCCUGAA